AUGGAUUCCUCCAGGAUGGAAGCUUCCUACAAUGGCUCGAGUCGCUCCGGUUACUUUUGGGAUCUAGGCACCAAACAGACUGUCUCUUCUCCCAGCGCAGCGCGAGCCAGGAACCUGAAACAGGACCGCGUGCUCGGCUGCAAGCUCAGACUCGAGAAGCAGAAGCAGAAGCAGAAGCAGAAGCAGAAGCAGAAGCAGAAGCAGAAGCAGAAGCAGAAGCAGAAGCAGAAGCAGAAGCAGAAGCAGAAGCAGAAGCAGAAGCAGAAGCAGAAGCAGAAGCAGGAGCAGGAGCAGGAGAGCAGGAUUAAUGGUGAUUGCACAGGUGAUGGCGUGCAUGCUUCCCUGAAAGUUCCAGACUUCUUGGAACUUCACACCCACUUCUAG
Lasiosphaeria miniovina is the source of this 384-nucleotide messenger RNA. RefSeq lists its product as uncharacterized. The transcript is spliced from 2 exons. NCBI's taxonomy places the organism in Eukaryota, Fungi, Ascomycota, Sordariomycetes, Sordariales, Lasiosphaeriaceae. The coding region runs from base 1 to 384 and encodes 127 amino acids. The record is from RefSeq and is a predicted model, not a curated record.